Psammomys obesus (fat sand rat) is the source of this 4401-nucleotide messenger RNA. RefSeq names its product RAD51 paralog C (gene Rad51c). Gene Ontology annotation, molecular function: ATP binding; four-way junction DNA binding; ATP-dependent DNA damage sensor activity. The transcript has 9 exons. Gene Ontology annotation, cellular component: replication fork; Rad51B-Rad51C-Rad51D-XRCC2 complex; Rad51C-XRCC3 complex. The record is from RefSeq and is a predicted model, not a curated record. Gene Ontology annotation, biological process: meiotic DNA recombinase assembly; DNA repair; reciprocal meiotic recombination. NCBI's taxonomy places the organism in Eukaryota, Metazoa, Chordata, Mammalia, Rodentia, Muridae. Bases 72 to 1172 code for a protein of 366 amino acids.
UUGGGCCUCCGGGGCUGCGGCCCCUGUCGCUCUGCGUCACGGCGUGCGUGGGUGGGCCGAGCGCUUCCGAAAUGCAGCGGGAACUGGUGAGUUUCCCGCUGUCCCCCGCGGUGCGCGGGAAGCUGGUGGCCGCCGGCUUCCAGACGGCCGAGGACCUCCUGGAGGUGAAGCCCUCCGAGCUCAGCAAAGAGGUUGGGAUAUCUAAAGAGGAAGCUCUAGAAACUAUACAGAUCGUAAGAAGAGAAUGUCUGACAAAUAAGCCAGUAUGUGCUGGUCCAUCUGUAGCAGCCAAGAAGUGCACAGCUCUGGAACUUCUUGAGCAAGAGCACACCCAGGGCUUCAUAAUCACCUUCUGUUCAGCACUGGAUAACAUCCUGGGGGGUGGAAUACCCCUAAUGAAAACGACAGAAGUCUGUGGUGUGCCAGGUGUUGGGAAAACACAGUUAUGCAUGCAGUUGGCAGUAGAUGUGCAGAUUCCGGAAUGUUUUGGAGGAGUGGCAGGUGAAGCAGUGUUUAUUGAUACAGAAGGAAGCUUUAUGGUUGAUAGAGUGGUAAGCCUCGCAACUGCCUGCAUUCAGCACCUUCAUCUCAUAGCAGGGACACACGUGGAUGAAGAACAUCAGAAAGCCUUGGAGGAUUUUACUCUUGAAAGUAUUCUUUCCCAUAUUUACUAUUUUCGUUGUCAUGAUUAUACUGAGCUGCUGGCACAAGUCUAUCUCCUUCCAGAUUUCCUUUCAGAUCAUUCAAAGGUGCAGCUGGUGAUAAUAGAUGGUAUUGCUUUUCCUUUUCGUCAUGACUUUGAUGAUCUAUCCCUUCGUACUCGAUUACUAAAUGGUCUGGCCCAACAAAUGAUCAGCCUUGCAAAUAAUCAUAGGUUAGCUGUUAUUUUAACUAAUCAGAUGACAACAAAGAUUGAUAAAAAUCAAGCAUUUCUUGUUCCUGCAUUAGGGGAAAGCUGGGGACAUGCUGCAACAAUAAGGCUAAUUUUUCACUGGGAACAAAAGCAAAGGUUUGCAACAUUGUACAAGUCACCAAGCCAGAAGGAGUCCACGAUACCAUUUCAGAUCACACCUCAGGGAUUUAGAGAUGCUGUUGUCACCACUACUUCAUCGCAGACAGAAGGCUCUUUGAAUUUCAGGAAACGGUCACGAGAACCAGAGGAAGAAUGCUGACCCAAAACUAAUGUCAGCGAAUCCAGUUAAACUGAUGAUGUGUUAUUUAGUGUAUACAAGUGGAACACAGAAGUAGUUUAUACUUUAAAAUAUGAACAGUUACUGUGGCAUGAAUGAAUCAGUUAUAUGAUGUGAAUGGAAAAAUAAUUUGCAGAAUCUUCUCCCCUGUAAAAGCAUUUUUUAGUUGUCAGAUGUAAUUGUCAUCUUGGAGACUUACUGCUGAAUAAGCUCACCAUUUCUAGUUCUCUCUGGCUGGUUUGACGCAGCUGACUGAUUCAAACUGGCUUUUGCUGGAACUGCUCUGCUUGGCCUCAUACUAACUUUGGCAGUAUGUUCUAAUCUUGUGGCUUCUCGUUCUCUGGCUCAUUCUAUCUUCACCUGUGUCUAGCUUGUCUCUACAGCCUAUCUCUGUGCAACUGUCUCACUAAAACUGCCUCUUCUCUCAUCUGGGCAGGGUGGCACACGUGUGUAGUCCCAGCACUCGGGGAGGCAGAGGCCAGCCUGGUCUACAAAUGAGUCCAGGACAACCAGGGAUAUACAGAGAAACCCUGUCAAGAAAAGAUACCAAAAACAAACAGACUGCCCCUCUCUUCCUCCCUCUGCACUGCUCUCUCAAGUCAACUCUCUUUCCUCCCUGCUCUUGAACCGGAAUAAGAGUUGAACAUCUCUUAUUCUGUCAAAUCUUUCUCUGAUUCAUCACUUUGUCUGCCGCAAUUAGAUAUCACUUUCAAAAACAUGGGUGCUUCCUUCCACAAAUUAACCUUGUCUACAUUGUUAGGGAUUAAAGGUGUGUACUAAGGACAUGUCUGCAUUCCAGCAGGAUCCCACUGUAAUCCAGGGCAUGUCUGCAUUGCCCCUGACACACCCACACUUUCCUGUGUGCACUGUGGUGCCCAUGGACUCAGAGGACAACUUUUGGGAGUUGAUUUUUCCUUCCACUUUUUUUUAAAGGAUUUAUUUAUUUUAUGUUUAUGAGUGCUCUAUCUGCAGGCCAGAAGAGAGCAUCAGAUGACAUUAUAGAUGGCUGUGAGCCACCAUGUGGUCACUGGGAGUUGAACUUGUUAAUUUAUGUGUGCAUGUGUUUAUGUGCACUGUGUCUGUGUGCUGGUGCCUGCAAACGCUAGAUGAGGGUGGUGGAUUUCCUGGAACUGGAUUACAAAAUGACAUUGAACCACCAUGAAGGUGGCUGGAACCGGAUCCCAGUCCUCUGCAAGAGCUAAAAAUGCUCCUAACCCCUGAGCCAUCCCUCCAGCUCCUCCACCUUGCCUCUGAGGCAGGGUUUCUUCUGUCGUUUCACACUCCAGCUCUACACACUUUGACUGCUCUUUGUGUUUUUGACUCCUAUCUCACUAGGAACGCUGGGAUUACAAGUGUGUAGCAAUGCAUGUGAACUAUGGGGAUAGAACUCAGACUGCUGGGCUUGCAUACGAGUGCUUUUUCCACUGAGCAUCUUUGUGGCCCCUCUAUCUUGAAUUUUAAGAAAAAAAUUUUACUGAACAUGGAGCUCAUUGACUGAGAGGGCUGCCUGUCUCCCCACCAGCACUGAGGUUAGCAGAUGUGCUGUGCCACACCAGCCUAAUACAGGGUCCUCAUGCUGCAUGUCAGGUGCUUUGCCCACUAAGCCAUUUCUCUGGCUCCUGAAAAGAUUUUCUAAGCACUGUUCUAUAAUCACUUUAAUGUGUUUUUAUUUUGAGUAAUGUGGAAAGCUGACCUCAUGUUACCUAUUUGUAGCUACAAUCCAGACUGGAAAUUUCCUUUUGUCAGUUACCUAAAAAAAAUAAUAGGAAUAAAACACUAUAAGACUUUUUUAAGUAUAUGUGUGUAUAUGUCUAUGUGUUUGUCAGCUGUGUGGGAGUCCUCAAAGGUGUUUAGAUUUAGACCCAGGACAAGUGGCUCAAAGUGGACCUGGCCUCCAGGUUCUCCCAGCAUCCCUUAGUCCCUACCUGUUACAGGGCAUGGCUAGCAUACCCACCCUCUACCCUGAACUUUGUAGGCUGGGGACUGGGCUUCCUGUCCCCCAGAGGCAUGUCACUAUAUAAUCCAGACAUUUUGGUUCUCUGCCUCCGCAUUUCUCGCUCCGCACAUGCUCAUUCUUAAUCUUUCCCCUCCCCUCCAUCUUCUGCUUGGUUACUUCUGAAGCUCUGUUCUUUGACCAAUAAACCCACCAGAGAGCUGCCCUAAAUAAACCUGCCUUAUUUGGCUUGAAUUGCCUCAUUUUUUUUCAAUGGAGAAUACCUAUCGAAAGGCUAGAAGAGGGUACCCUAGAGCUGGAGUUAGGUGUGUUUGGCUGCAUGAUACAGGUGCUUAAGAGAUGAAUGCUGAGUCACCUCUCUAGUCCUCAUUUUAGUAUUAUUUUUAAAUGUAGUUUUGGGGGUCUAGAGAGAUGACUCAGCAGUUAAGAGCAACUGCUCUUUCAGAAGACCUGGGUUCAGUUAACACCCACAAGGUGGCUCACAACCAUCUAUAAUUCCAGUUUCAGGGGACCUGACCUGUCCUCCAUGGAUAACAAGCAUGCAUGUGGUAUGCAUACAUAAAUGUAGGUGAAACACUUAUACAAAUAUGAAAUAAAUUUAAAAAUGAACCUUAAACGUAGCUUUUUAGUGAGUCAGCAUAUCACUGUUUAGUUAGGUGGGUUGGUUUAUUGGCUAGUUGUAUGUAUAUGGUAGUUUAAAUGGGUAUGGCCCCCAUAGACUCAUGUGUUUGAAUGCUUAGCCUACAGGGAAGGGCACCAUUAGGUGUGGCCUUGUUGGAGGAAGUAUGUCACCGUGGGGUUGAGCUUUGAGGUCUAUGCUCCAGCUACACCCAGUGUGGCACACAGUCGUCUGCCUGUGGAUCAAGAUGUAGGUCUCUCAGCUCCUUCCCUAGCAGUGUCUAGCCAUGACGAUAAUGGACUAAACCUCUGAAUCUGUAAGUCAGCCCCAAAUUAAUUUUUUUUUCUUUAUAAAAGUUGCUGUGGUCAUGCUGUCUCUUCAGAGCAAUAAAACCCAAACUAAGACUGUAUGUGUGUAUACCUUACUGUGUAGCCCUGGCUGGCCUCAAAUUCAGAGUUUACCUGCCUUUGCCUCUAGGAUUAAAGGUAUACAAUACCACGCCUGGAUACUUCUCACAAAUUUUAGUUGGCAAAAUCGGUUUUGUUUGUCAUUUUAAAGGGAAGAUGUUGUAGCUGAUUAGGUGCUUUUCAAGUGUGUGCUUUUGAAGUUUUGAGGUACUGUCAAUCAAACAGGUUAUC